Drosophila innubila is the source of this 3149-nucleotide messenger RNA. Its product is annotated as fibulin-1. Gene Ontology annotation, molecular function: calcium ion binding. Lineage: Eukaryota; Metazoa; Arthropoda; Insecta; Diptera; Drosophilidae. The coding region runs from base 138 to 3026 and encodes 962 amino acids. The transcript has 14 exons. The record is from RefSeq and is a predicted model, not a curated record.
GUCGGUUGUCAGUCGUGAAACGCAGUCAUAUAACGCGCAUUACAACAGAUCCAGCAAGAUCCACAAUUAAACGGCGACAAGGCCAGAAAGAAAAAUAUAUAAAUGCAUAAUUAGUUAUUGUGUGGAUACCGAUCGAGAUGCGUACUCCUACAGUUUUGGCUUCUACAAAAGUAUUCGCGGUAUUUUUGUUCCUGUCAGUGACAUUAAAUCGUGAUGUACUGGGAGAUGAGCAAAUAGCUGACUAUAUUCGAAAAUGUUGCAUAAGUGGUCUGAGAAAUGCACGCACAACAAAUGGCUGCGAAAAAAUGGAAGGGUCAGUAGCUAGUAUUCCUAGACUUUGGCUUGGAUUAUGCUCCUCCACGUUUGGAGUAUGCUGUUCGAGGGAACAAGAGCGAAGGAACUGUGAACUGGGUCGAUUGGCUGCAUUAGAAGGAACUAAAUGCGUGGAUGGUCCUAAUAUUACAUCAAUUUCGUAUACAGAUUGCUGCCGAGCCUGUCAAGUUGGCUUGGCGGUCAAGGCCAGUAAACAGAAAUGCAAGGAUCCUUUAUUUUCAUUUCUCUCGAAUAUUGAAUCAUAUCGAAUUUGCUGUUCGGAGAACGGUUUUUCGAGCUCCGAAAAUGGCAAUAAGCUGGAUGAAAAGAUUGUAGAUAUUCCACAAUCUGCCGAACAUGAAGAGGAUGCCGAGCAUGAAGAAGAUGCCGAGCAUGAGGAGAAUCCCGAGCAGAAUAGGAAUAAUGAGGAUGGAACUAUUGUUUUAACCGAUGAUGAUGAUAUUUGCGGCAAGGUUCCCAAUCUCUGCGCACAUAUUUGUGAAAAUACAUUUGAUGCGUACAAAUGCAGCUGCAAUCCUGGAUUCAAAUUAGACGAUAAUAAUGUAACCUGUUCUCAGGAUAAAGAUAACGGCGUAUGUCCUGCAGGAUACUUUCUAGAUUCAGCUCACGGCAAAUGUGUUGACAUUGAUGAAUGCAAGGAUCAACUUCAUACGUGCAAAUCAACACAAUAUUGUCACAACCAAAUCGGAUCAUAUCGUUGCCUUAACAUAAAGGCAAAGAGCUGUCCCACAGGAUAUUUCUACGACGAAAAGUUGGAGGAAUGUGUAGAUGAGGAUGAGUGCACUCAGUCGCCAUGUGAAAAUGGUUACCAAUGCUUCAAUUCACCUGGAGGAUACGACUGUAAUCCUGAAGAGGAACAUGAAUCAUGUGACACUGGCUUUUAUUUAAAAGACGGCACUUGUGUCGAUAUCGAUGAGUGUAAUUAUAAUGCGACAAACACAUGCAAAUCCAACAUGCACCAGGAAUGUAAGAACACGAUAGGCAGUUAUUACUGUAGUUGCCUGCCUGGUUACAGUUUAGAUGCGACACAAAAUGAAUGCGUAGAUAUUAAUGAGUGCUCAAUUAACAAUCACAACUGCCUGCCAACUCAAAGAUGUGAUAACACCGUCGGUUCAUACAUAUGCACGCGUUGGACCUCCUGCGGAACGGGAUACACACUGAAUUUUGAAACUGGCAAUUGCGACGAUGAUGAUGAAUGUGCGCUUGCUACCCACAAUUGCCAAGUGGAUUAUGAUUGCUAUAAUACCAAAGGAUCAUUCCGUUGCCACAGGAAAACCACAACAACUACUACAACCACAACAACGACAACAACAACAACACCAUCAACAACUACAUCGACAACACCGAUGCCGCCCACAAAACCCAAUUCCCGAGAUAUUUACCAUCCACGCAAUUAUGGGACACACACAAGUUAUUCAUUAUCCCGACAACCGUGUACUUCCGGAUUCCACAGGAACCAUCUUGGCGCAUGUGUUGACAUAAAUGAAUGCGUGGAGUACAAGCCAUGUAUGAGUAAUGCGCGGUGCAUCAACACCAAUGGAUCGUAUCGUUGUGAGACCUAUACACAGUGUCCUGCUGGAUUCACUCCAACACAUGAUGGAACAUCUUGCGUUGAUAUUGAUGAGUGCGAAACAGGAGAGCAUAAUUGUGGGGAUAAGCAAAUCUGUCGCAAUCGAAGUGGCGGCUAUAUAUGUGCCUGCCCCACGGGGCAUCAGGUGGUACGUCUACAGGAUGGAACGAACAGCUGCGAGGACAUUAACGAGUGUGCACAGAGUCAUUCGGCGUGUUCAUCAAACGCACAAUGCUUCAAUACCAUUGGCUCGUACUAUUGUGAAUGCAAAUCUGGUUUCCAAAAGAAGUCAAAUCAUGAAACUGGAGACAGUUGGCAGACUCAUGCCCAAUGCUUUGAUGUGGAUGAAUGUAUGUCAAUUCCAGGUCUUUGCCAGCAGAAAUGUGUUAACUUCUGGGGAGGCUAUCGUUGCACCUGCAAUCCUGGAUACGAACUAAGCAAUAACAACCGCACUUGUAAUGAUAUAGAUGAGUGCGAAGUGCACAAGAAUUACAAGCUCUGCAUGGGUUAUUGUAUUAACACGGCCGGUUCCUAUCAAUGCUCCUGUCCCCGUGGCUACACUUUGGAGUCUGACAAAAUUACUUGUCGGGACAUAAACGAAUGUGAAACAGAUAGCGAUAAUCAUGUGUGCACUGGUCGGAGUGACAUUUGUACGAAUAUACGAGGCAGCUUUAAGUGCACCACUAUAAAUUGUCCUCAUGGCUAUAUUAAUGAUCCAGAACAAAAGAAUCGAUGCCGACAAAGCAGUAACUUUUGUGAGGGAGAAGAAUGUUACACCAAACCAUCAGCCUACACUUACAAUUUCAUAACAUUUGUAUCAAAACUAAUGAUUCCCCCAGAUGGUCGUACCAUUUUUACACUACGUGGUCCAGCAUGGUAUGAUGACAUUGAUUUUGAUCUGAAAAUUGUUAGAAUUCAAGCGUCUCCAAAUAUUGAAAGAGCAUCAGAGAGUUAUUUUGAUACUUUAAAGCAAAACCACCAAGUAAGUCUUGUAUUAAGGAAAUCACUAGAAGGACCACAGGAUGUCGAAUUAGAACUAACAAUGACAGUGUUUACAAAUGGAAUGCCUCGCGGAAAAAGUGUUGCCAAAAUUUUCUUAUUUGUAUCCCAAUACACUUUCUAAAUACUAACAUAAAUUUGUGCAUUUAUAAUACAUAAUAUGAUUGUUCCAUUUGUUUUUUUGUUUGACUUCCGACAAAAUUCGCUAGAGUGUAUUAAACUGAAGACUUUUUAAAACUGUCUAAUA